CUCUCUCUCUCUCUCUCUCUCUCUCUCUCUCUCUCUCUCUCUCUCUCUAUAAUAACCUCUGACGCCACCCCCGACCUCUCCACGCCACUCCCUGCUUCCACCGUCCAUCGAGAAUACAAAGCGAGGAACGCACCCAAUUACGACGACAAGCACGGAAAGAAGAAACGAAAGAGAGGUCUCCUCCUCCUCCUCCUCAGUCCUCAUCCGCAUGGAGCCCUUUUCCAUCUUGUAUUCUUCUUCUUCUGAUCUGGAGGCCGGAUGGGGUCCUCCCUACGCCCACCCGACGCCGCCCUCCCCCCACGGUUCCGCCGGAGGAGUGGCGAGGCCUCGGACGCCCACGUACAGGUUCUUUUGUGUCGACGUCGACGGCCCACCGCACCACUUCUUGGACUCGUGCUUCCUCUGCCGCAAGCCCCUCGCCGGAAACCGCGACAUCUUCAUGUACAGAGGGGACACGCCGUUCUGCAGCGAGGAAUGCCGGCUGGUGCAGAUCGAGAUGGACGAGGGGACGGAGCAGAGCAGGAAGCACUCUCUCAAAGCUUCCUCCUCGACGGACUCGAACAAGGCCGGCGCGGCCACCAGCCCCUCAAAGUCUCACGAGGCCCACGCAAGGACCGGCACCGUUGUGGCUGCAGGUUGAGAACCAACCAUAUACACCACACGACACGCUGCAUUGAAGGAAGAAAAGCAACAGCGAGCGCUGUGCGUAGGCAAAACCACUGAAGCAUAGCGGAACCAUAUGGGCAGGUGGCUCAGAAAUCCGCAGAAGAACGUGAUUCUUCUUUCUUUUUUGGAGAGAGAGACUAUGAGAGGAACUCUUUUCCCUUUCUUUUUCCCUUUUCUUUUUCUUCUGGAAUAAAAGAAAUCAGCCCGAGUUACGCAA
Messenger RNA from Musa acuminata AAA Group (dessert banana), 883 nucleotides. Its product is annotated as FCS-Like Zinc finger 3-like. The record is from RefSeq and is a predicted model, not a curated record. NCBI's taxonomy places the organism in Eukaryota, Viridiplantae, Streptophyta, Magnoliopsida, Zingiberales, Musaceae. The transcript is spliced from 2 exons. The coding region runs from base 209 to 640 and encodes 143 amino acids.